GGAUAUGCCGAGAAUUACGUGAAGGCCGAAGCAAACCUUGCGCAAAGUUCUGGUAAAUUCGUUAAGUUUAAAAAUGGUUCUGGCGAAACUGCUCUAAACACUGUGCCCAUGAAUGAUGCCCUUCUUAGCAAUGAACAACAAAAUUCCGUCAAUUACCAGAGGAUACAGCAGACGUCGUAUAAUCGACCGAGCUUGAGCCAGCAAUACUCCGACAAUAUCUAUGGAUAUGCUUAUUCAGAUACACCCGUACGAUCCGGUCCACCAAUUGUAAGAGGGCAAACAGCAUCUCCACUGAGCAGCACUCAGGUUACCCACGUUACACCUGUGGUCCCUCAAACUGGGUCAGCUCCAUACCAAAGCGUAGCGGAUUUAAAAACAACGAGACUACGCGAUCCUUUAAAGAACAACUUAUAUCUGGAUUCAGUAGGUACUACUGGAAGUCCUGGGAGCAGCAAUGCAAUGUUCUAUCCAUACAGGUAG
Strongylus vulgaris is the source of this 480-nucleotide messenger RNA. Lineage: Eukaryota; Metazoa; Nematoda; Chromadorea; Rhabditida; Strongylidae. The record is from the annotation of a GenBank genome assembly.